UCCCGGGGGGCAUUGUGGGGGGGCCUGGGAGGGGGACCAUUGCCGAGGAGGGCACCGGGCACGGCAGUGGGCUGGCGGCACUGCAGGGACAAGGGGACACCAAAACCACCUGUCCUCUCUCUGGGCAGGGGACGACGGUCCUUCCCUCCCUCUCCACAGCAGAAUCGGGGGCAGGGGAAUCAGACCCACUCUGGCACUGCUGUCCCAGACACUGUGGCUAUGGGGGCCCAGCACCCUGCUGGGUGUUGCCCUCGGGUGACCCCACACGCAGGAUUUUGGCACUAGCCCUUCCCUUUCCGAGAUUAAAUCUUCCCCUCCAGGCCAUGCUCUACCAAGUGGAAAAAUCCCUAAACAAGCCAGCUUGAAGCACAAAACCACCUCCGUCCUACAGGGUUAUAGUGGAGAGAACGGAUUUUACUGGGAAACAGGACUGACACACUCACCUCAAUCUGUCACUGCUGGGGAAUCCGCUUCCCAUCAUCCUGAUCCAAGCCAAGGAGUCAGAUCCUACCGAGCACCAGCUCAUGGUCCCCAUGGGGCAGUUCAGGGGGUCUGUGUCCUGCAGCCCCUGAAGGGAUAGGACAGAGAUGGAGGGACAAAGCUGCAGCAAUGGAGAUGCUGCAGUGGGUGGCUGUGGAGGAGAUGGAGGGUGGGCGUGGGGGCUUGAUGCAGGGGGGAUGUGGGAUGAGCCCCAGUUCGGCAGCCACAGCACUUCCAUGGGAUCUUAGGUUGGAAAAGACCAUGAAGUCCAACUGCUCCCUCAGCACUAACAAGGCCACCACUAGCCCAUGUCCUCAGUUCCACACCCAGACAUCUGUUAAAUCCCUCCAGGGUCAUUUUUGGGGUCUUUCCCAAUGUGAGGAGGGAAGGCAGCACUGAGACAUUCAUUGCCUGUGGCCAUGACGGUGUUUACAGAGGAAACAGCCCUUUUUGGAGAGCUUUAUUGCCAAUUAUCUCCCUGCCACGACCUGCCUGGGCACAGCCAAACCAUGCAGCCUCCAGUGGAAAAUGGGGUGUCGUGGCCCCACAGGCACAAGCUGCCGCUCGUCCCGGCACACUCAGCUCACCCUCCCCUUGCAGCGAAAAGUAAACUCUUUGCCCAAACUUUCUUUUUCCUGGCUGAUUCAUGUCCCUGUUGCUGCCCCACUCAUGGGGAAGGAGCAGGAGCAGGAGCUGUUCCCUGGCAUGGCUCACAGGAAGGACAAGCUGACUUUAAAGUCCAGGAGCAAUUUCUCCAUAUCUUGGGUGUCCUUUUGCCCUGGCCAAAAAUCACAGUCAAAACCUCUUUCUCAUUGGCAUCAGCUUCCUUGUUCCUGCACUGAGCCCUAUCCGUCCUUAUCAACCUGCUGUGCGGGCUUGGACUUGGGAGUAUUUAUUCCUCCAGCAGCAGAGAGGAACCUAAUCCUGCACGGACGCCAGUGCCAGCGGAAUUGACGCAAGCAGCACUGAUUCCCAGGGCUGCCCUCCCUCUGGCACAGCCGUGUCCCCCAGGGAGCCCCAUUGGGGUGCAGAGAAGCCCCCAUGAGUGCAGCGUCCACAGCGCAGAUGCCACUGUGGUGGUUUCAAGGUCAAAUAUUUGAAUGUCACCCCCACAACGGAGCCAGCACGGCGAGAAGGGGACGAGCCUGCACUCCCAGGAUGGCCAUAUCUGUGCCACCUACAUCCUUGGCGUCCCCCGUAUCCCCCAUGCCAAGCACAACUCUGAGUAUGACACAAGUGCUCCACUUUUAGCAGCAGAGCCGGGUCUGUCCCGACCUUUCCUUCCUGCUGAUCUCAGCCUCUGAGUCAGGGCAGGAAUCCGAGCGUGCCCACCAAAAAUAACAAAUGUUAAAUUAAUCCAGUUUAAUCUUAAUCUCAUUUGACAACCAGCUCAGCCGGGGGUGCUCCCCGGUGUCCAACUGACCAGGACUCCGGGAUGGGGGGAAAGGAAAAGGGCUCCGGAGCCCGGCACCCCACACGGUUUAACUCUUCAACCGACAUGAGAAAGGAAGCCACAGGCUCUGCAGAGUCAGGGUUUGGGAGCAGCAGGGAGCCAGUGGGAUGGAGGGCACUGGAGCAUCCCUGGAGCCUUGGACCUCUCAACCCUGGGAGUCUGCAGCUUGGAGCAUCCUUGGAUGAGCUGGUGGCCAGCACAAGCAGAGGGGGUGACACUCACUGCUGGUGAAAACAACCUCACUCAUUAAGGACUCCUCAUUCCACGCUUCUGGGAUUAGCAGGAAAAUGUCCUUUCCCUGAUGCAGCUCAGCCCAGCACACUCUGCUGUGCUCCUGUCACCUUGUACACAGCAACGCAACCAUAAAAAUCCAUUUGGGAUGGAUUUAACUUUGUUGGGGUGUCUCCAAAUUCUGUAAGAACUUUCAGAAGACACUCCUUCCCCCGAGGCUGCUCCUUUAAGGGAUGCUGGGUUUUCCCAUGGACUGACUCAGACUGGAAACUCUCCAUUUUUGGUGCUGUUAUCUGGGUCAGCCCCACUGCUCACCUCGCUCACACUCACCGAUGCUUCUUGCUGCGCUUGGCAGCUCCGGCCGCAGCAGGAGGAGGAUCCCAGCAGGAUCCUGAGGACAGCCAAGGUAAGAACCCUCUACUCUGCCCAGCUUCCAGACCCCUACAUUUAAAUACAAAAUAUGCCAGCUCAUUGUCCUCACCUGCUGCUCCCAUGUGUUAUCCCCUCCUGGCACAGCAGCCGGUGAAGAUUCCACCUGGUUUGGGCUUGAACAACAGGACAGCUUUUUCCUUCUUUUUUUACUUCCCAUUUCUUUAGCACUAAUGCAUGAGGAGACUUUAACAGAGACAAGAUCAAAGCCCAGCAUCUGCCAGCAAGGGAAACAGUCUUGUUCCUUUGGCUUUGGAGUCUGCAAAUGCCUAUAAAUUGGAAUAAAAAUAUGAAUGUGAUUCCCAGGGGAGGCAGAGCCUGCAGUCCCUUGUAAAGCUGCCAGUGGGCAGAUUUAGUGUGUUUUCAGCUCUUUUCAUAGAAUACGAGUUGUAUUUUUUCAUUUGCUCUGACUUGCAGAAGGUUCAUCUGCUUCUCUUAGUAGGUCAGGUAAUAGGGAGGCACUUGAAAUUUGACUCACUAGUGAUGAGUAUUUGAACAUCCCUUAAACCAAACAAGGUCAGUUCACACGGCAGGAGAAAUACCGAAAUACUUGCUGCUGCUGGUGGCCUGGUUUGGGUUGAAAAACAGCAUUUUGAAGCUUUCACUGUGGACUCUGCUGUCUCUCCAGGGAAAACUUGCCAUUCCUGACUUCAGGUACUGCAUGGGGUUAUUUGAAAAGAAAAUGAGGGAGCUGUGGGGCUUUUCUGGAUGUUCAACCCUGGGUAGGGGAAUGGGGUGUCAGGUCAGGGUCUGCUCCCAGGAGGAUGUUUUUCAUGAAAAAGAGCAAUUUUCCCCCAGGGAGUUGCAUUUCCUUGCACUUCAGUCCGUGCCUUGGUUGUUUCAAAGCUGACCCAUCCCCACAUCCCAAAUCCCACAGGGCUGGUGAGAUUAGGCUUCCCGUCUGGAGAGGGUUUGUCCUGGCAGGAUGCAUCCAAAGAAGCUGGGGAGGAAGUCAAAGGGAACAGGGAAGAAUUUAGGCAAGACUGUGGGAUGCAGACACAAGAGUGGCUCCUUGGGGAGAGGUGGGAAACCCUGGCCUGAGGUUUUGGGGCUGUCUCGGGGGGUUCACUGCUUGCAAGAGCCAUUGUUCAGCUUGGACAGGACCUGUGGGAAAGAUCUUAUGGAAAUGGAAGUUUUGUCCCACAAAACCAUGUCUGAGCAUCCCAAGAGAUGGAGACUGUAUGGUGAGCCCUGCUGUGUGGUCAGCAUUAAAGAGCUUUUUCUUAUGUUUAGCCGGAAUUUUCUGAUUUCCAGUGUGAGUCCAUUGCCUCCUGUCCUUUCACUGGGCAAUGCUGGGAGGAGUUUGGCUCCCUCAUCUUUACUUCCUUGUCUAUACCCAAGGAUUUAAGCCUCUUUGAGCCCCUCCUCUCCAGCAGCUCUCCCAACCCUUCCACAUUUCCCAGGUGCUCCCGACCCUCAGGCAUUUUUGCUGGACUCCAAUCUGUCCAUGUCUCUCCUGUCCUCAGGGGAGCCCAGCCCUGAUCCCAGCAUUCCAGAUGUGUCUCCUCAGUGCUGAGCAGAGGGACACCAUCCCCCUGACCCACCAAACCUGUCUCUUUCAAGGAAGGUUUUCAGCCUUGAUUUCCCUGCUGUAAAUCCACGUUUUCCUGCUCCCAUCGCCUCCUGGUGCUCCUGCCUGUGCUGGAGCUGGUUUCCAGGAGGAUUCCCUCCAUCCCCUUUCCUUCCACAGACUAUGCCAUGCGUGGGCAGUGGCUGCAGCCCAGGCCAUGGCAGGGUCUGGCAAUGCUUUGGUGCUCCACAUCCUGGUCUGCUGCCUGUGCCAAGGUGCUGCAAACAUCAAGUGCUCAGGGCACGUCUGGGUCGACCCCGCGCCCGUAGUGCAGAUGGGCUCCAACAUCUCCAUCAACUGCCUCUCCACCCUCGGCUGCCCCUCAGCCAAGUUCAUCAUCCUCCUCAACUACAACCGCACUGAGGGUCCCCUGCACCCCCUCAACAGCAGUUCCGUCCAGCUCCGGCUGCACGAUUUCCAGCUGCCCUUCGGGGCCAUCGUCUGCUUUGCCCGCUGCCCCAACAGCGGAAGGGACCAGCUGGUGUGUGGCACUGAGGUCCGGGCCGGCUACCCUCCAGACCCCCCCAGCAACCUGAGCUGUGCCAUUGCCGAGGGCUCGGAGCACCUGGAGUGCAGGUGGGAUGCAGGGAGGCCGCCCCACCUGCUCACCCACCACACCCUCCACCUGCGCAGGUUGGUGGCAGAAGAGGAGGAGGAUGCUGAGGAGGAGGAAGAAGAAGAGGAGAAGGUGUUCCCUGCAGACUCACCAGUGCCCCUGAGUGCGCUGUGCAACAGGAGCCACUAUUCGGUGUGGGUGCAGGCCAGGAAUGCAUUGGGCACUGCCCACUCGGCCCCACAGCUCCUCAGCCUGCAGGACAUUGUAAUCCCCACUCUGCCCCUGGUCACUGGUGCUGAGACAACAGAGGCAUCCUCUCCCACCACCACGAUCCACUGGAGCAGUCAGACAAAGCUGGAGAACGUGCACUGCGAAGAGCGACACCAAGCCAAGGGCUCUCCAGCAUGGCAUGUGGAGGUGUGGGACAGUGCAGCACAGGAUGGGCCCCGCUGGCAGCACAGCCUGCAGAGUGACACCCAGUACCUGUUCCAGGUCAGGUGCAGGCUCAGCAUCCCCAACAGUCCCUGGAGUGCCUGGAGCCCCCCCUUUCUCUACACCACCCCCGAGGCAGCCCCCGCCGCGGCUCCCGACGUCUGGCGGCGCCUGGGCCCGGCGUUCCCCAACGGCAGCCACGAGGUGACGGUCUUGAUCAAGCCGCUGCCCCCCCGGGACGCCCGCGGGAGGAUCCUGGGCUAUGCCGUGGCUGCCGAGACCCCCGGAGGAAUGCUGGUCCUCUGCAACACCUCCAGCACGGAGUGCGAUAUCACUGUGCAACCGGGAACCCACACCCUCCUCAUCACUGCUCACAACUCCAAGGGGGCUUCCAGCCCGGCCAGGAUCACUCUUGGCCAGGGUGCCAGCAGCCAGGAAGAAUUCCCAGCACCAGUGGCUCUGGAGGUCAAGCCUGACAACCAGAGCAGGGUCUUGGUUCACUGGCAGCCCCCCCAGCACAGCAAGAGCCCCCCACUCUGGUUCAUAGUGGAGUGGGUUUCCACCUCCCAGUAUCACCAGGAGGAGCACUAUUUUUGGAAGAAAGUCCCAUCCCAGGAAACACACACAUACAUCCAAGAAGAGGCAGCAGCUGGGUUUCGCAUCAAUGUGUCUGUGUACGCGGUCUACACGGGCGGAGUCAGCAAACCCAGCUCUGGCAAAGUCCCUCCAGACGAGCCGCUCCUGGGCAGCAUCUACAGUGAGAAUCCCCAUGAUGAUGACAUCAGAGUUUUCCUGGGACUGGGCAUCAGCAUGGUCAUAUUAUCAGUUGGUUUUGCAAUUCUGAUGUUUAAGAAAUCAGUCAGGAAAAGUAUUAAAGUCACCACUGUGCAGCUUUUGCCAAAAUGGCUGUUUGAAGAGUUUCCCCACAUGGAAAACAGCAACGUGGUAAAGUCCCUCCAGAACAAGAGUGAUUUAACGAGUGACAGUUUCCAGGAUCCACUCCUGGACACCAGCGACCCCACAGUUAUGGAAGUCGAGGAGGUGCCGGCGCAUGAGGCACACGAGAGUGUGGCCACCCCAAGGAAGCCCAGCAGAGAGGUCACUGAGGAUGGGGAGAACCCAGGGGCCGUGGCUCCUGCCAGCACCACAAUCCUGGAGCAGAUCAGUGACUACAAACCCCAGAUAUCCAAUGGGAACACACUGGGAUACAUCGCUGCCAACAUUUACCAGACGCAGCCCCCCACAGUCCUCCCAGAACCAGAGAUGAGCAUCUCUGGAGACUACACGAGCCCUGUUCCACACCUGUGGGAUGGGGAGGGAGGGGCACCCCAAGUCUGUCUGCUGGAGAAGAUCAACCUCAUCCUAAACGACAGUCGGAGCGGGCAAAGCCAGAUGUUUGUCCCAGCCCAGGGGGGACACGCGUCCCUCCCAGAGAACCAGUGGGGACAGAGCCUGCCCAGCCAUGACCAAGAGCAAAUGCUGGUCCCCAAGGAGCUACUCUCCUGCCUCAGAUCCAUGAACAGGGACUCAGCGGAUAUAAAGCCCUACUUUCCACAAAGCAUUGGAGGAUUAUUUUGAGAGGAAUUGUACUUGUGGUUAAAACCCCAUAAGUGGUGACCAAGGCAGGUAUCAGAUAUUUGAGAUCACCAACAGCAGAGCUGGAGCAAAACUCCCAGUCAGAAAUUUGCCCUCUUGCUCACUACAAGUUCUUGUGGCUGCCUGGAAAACUUGGGCCAGUAAAUCACAAUUUUAAACUUAUCUUGUAUUGACACAAGCAAAAGAACUGUAAAACCUGGAUUCCUGUAGGAACUGAAAUGCCAAGCAGGUGAUUCUUGCAAAGUGCAAUGUGUUUUAAUUAUUAUUCAACAUCAUUCUCUUGUUAAAUAUUUGGAGCAUUUCGUCCUUGGAGGUGAUUGUGGUUACCAUUGAUAAAAAAAAUCCCUCAGACAUCCUGCCAGAGGUGUGUAAAAUAUUUUGGGAUUACUCCUGAUGAAGAGACACUGCACCAAGAAGGAUUUAUGUAUCAUACAUAGGUGCCAACAACUCUUCUGUUUGACAGAAUAACCCAAUUUCAUUUUCCUCCCAUUCCAUAAUAAAAACCCAAUGAGGUAAGAACAAGCCUUCAUUGCCUGCCAGGCUGAUUUAAAAUCCCUCUGAAUUGGUCCCUGGCCUAAUCCUUCACUUUGGGUGAGGGAUUUAUCACCUCAGAGCACUUUUGUCAGUGCCUCAGCUUGCUGUGUGAAGCACAGUGUGGCACAGCAAAAUGGGAUUUUUUUAGGCAUGUGACUGGGAAUUUGGAUCUUCUGACAUCCAGAAGGUGAAAUGCAGGAGUCUUCUUCCUGCUGAGCAGUCAUGAAACCAUUUACAAGUUUUCCUGGGACUUACAAAACAUUCCCAAAGUAUAUUUCUUUCAAUUUUUCCUAGGCACUGUAUGCAUUUCUCUAUCAGCUGUUGCACAAAUGGAUCAAUUUUGUUGUUUAUCCUGGAUACUUCCAAACCAACAUCAUUGUGGGCUGUGCUUGUUUUCUUCUAACACCCCAAGAGAUCUGUCACUGAUAUUUCUGGAGUAGUAGAUACCUGGCUAAGUGGGGUAGGAUUAUUCUUCAGAAGCAGCAAACUGUUUCCAAGGCAGAAAUGUGACUGUUUCAUGUAGGUGAGUCUAAAAUUAGUGACUGCUGCCUGAGCAGGAAGGAAAUUGUAGAAGAACAGCUACAUACCAUCAGUGUGAGAUGGGGAAGGUAUUUUUUUCAAUGUCCACAUCCUGAAACUUGUGCUGAACUUUGUCACCUGAACUACCAAAGCUCACAGGGGAAAAUGCUUCUUUUGUCAGCAAAUAAGGCUGAAAGCUUGGUCUUACCUUUCAGGCUCUUGCUGGUUGAAUUUCCAGCCCUAAUAACUCCCUCCAGCGUGGAUCCCUGCAAAUAUAUCCACGGCCAGGGGAGCACAGGGAUGAAACAUUGCCCAGAUCACACCAUGGAUAUUUGCCUCAGCAGUGCCAAUGCUCCCACUGAUUUCUUAGAUGCUGAAGGAAAUAUUUCUCCUUUUCAUGGGUGUGGGGGUGCAUCUGGUAAAUUUGGGCUGGUUACUGGAGGAAAUGGAAAGAGAGGGGCACAAAUAUAUAUUUACAUAGUGCUUCACCAUAUAUAUAUGUCGAUACGGUGAGGCCCUGGCACAGGUUGCCCAGAGAAGCUGUGCCUGCCCCGCCCUUGGAAGUGUCCAAGGCCAAGUUGGACAGGGUUUGGAGCAACCUGGAAUAGUUGAAGGUGUCCCUGCCCAUGGCAGCAGUGGAACUGAAUGAUCUUUAGGGUUUCUUCCAACCCAAACCAGUCUGGGAUUCCGUGAUUCAAAACACUGGGCCAGGUUGUUCCAAGGCCCGUUAAACCUGGCCUUGGACACUUCCAGAGAUGGGGCAUCCCAUGAACCAAAUCAUGAUGUCACUCUCAGUAGAUUUAUUUUAACAUCUCAGAUUCCCUCCCUCCCUCCCUCAAAUAUUACAUACUCCCUAAUCCUUGAUAUCAGUAUUUUCUAACGUUUGGUUUUACUGUUGGCAGUUGGAUCUUGUGCCAGCGAUUUCUACUAGUCAUUUAUCAGCUCAGGAAUGAAUUUUAUGGGUUGUUCAGUGCCAUCACAACCUGGGUUUAUGUACCUGGGAGGCACUUAAAGGAAGGGUACACUGAAUAAUGUCUCUGCCCACAGAGAGGGAGCACCAAAAACAAUGACUCGUGUAACUCACUGAUUGCAAACUCCUCUGUCCAUGAUCCCCUGCGAGUGACAUCUGUGUGUCAAUACUUAAUGAUGAGACAUCCUUUGUUCUGAAUGAGUAACAUGGAGCAGUGUUCUUACACGUUACUUACACCUACGUGUACUGUAAUAACUACCAAAGCAGAAUAGCUGAUGACCCACAGAGAUGCACCGCAACACGGUGUCCCAUCGCUACCCAAAGUUCUAACACAACCUCCCUAAAACAGAUAUUUUUAUAGAAAUAGAAGGAGAGAACAGAUGAAAAAGAAAUAAGAAAUUGGGUGUUCAAAGCUUCAGUGGGUUUGGAGAACAGCAGAGUCAUCCACUCCUGCUCUUAUCUCCAUCCCCUCCAUAGAGCAGGGUGUAUCUACUGGGUGUAUCAAGUGUGACCUUGAGGCAAUAGAAGUUAUCAGCACCACUCCCUGUGGGACUUGUUUACCACCCUUCUUCAAAGAGUAGAGUUGGAGAUUAAUUAAACCAAAUGCAGAAUGCAGAGAUUAUAAAUAAAUUUGACAUGUAAUAAAUUAUGCAUCAAAUGUA
Pseudopipra pipra is the source of this 9432-nucleotide messenger RNA. It is a transcript of the gene IL23R, whose product is annotated as interleukin 23 receptor. Gene Ontology annotation, cellular component: membrane. The coding region runs from base 4321 to 6729 and encodes 802 amino acids. The record is from RefSeq and is a predicted model, not a curated record. Gene Ontology annotation, molecular function: cytokine receptor activity; protein binding. The transcript is spliced from 15 exons. Lineage: Eukaryota; Metazoa; Chordata; Aves; Passeriformes; Pipridae.